GUUUUUUUUUUUUUUUUUUUUAACGGCUAAUACGCGUCUUACAGCAUCACCCACUUUAUUUAUAUAAACCAUUUCACACACACUCAAAACACCAACACAAACGCAAAAAACCAAACACAAGUAACAUCAUCAUGGAUACCAUCAAAUCUUUCAAAGGUUACGGCAAAGUAGACCCGGCAGAAGAACAAGCAUUCCGCCGUAAAACCCGCAAACGCAUAAUUAUCCUCACCGUCUCCGUCGUCCUCCUCCUCGCCGUCAUCAUCGGAGCCGUCGCCGGAACCCUCAUUCACAAACGCAACAAAAACAACGACGACUCCACCGUCGGCUCCAACGACUCAGCCCAAUCGCUCAAAGCAGUCUGCAGCCAAACAUUGUACCCAGAAUCCUGCUACAACAGCAUCUCCGAGAUUAAUAAAUCGAACUCUACAGAUCCCGAAGAGCUGCUAAAGCUCUCGUUACAGGUGGUUUUGAAAUCGCUAUCCGACGUGGCAACGUUGCCAGAUAAAUUGAGUUCGAAAACGACCAAUGAGACGGUUAAAAAGGCUUUGGGUGUAUGCGGGACGGUGUUAAACGACGCCGUUGAGUAUCUUCAAGAUUGUUUAUCCGAAAUGGAUGUGAAACCCAAUGAGAAGUUGCUUACACUACCCAAAGUUGAAGACCUGAAAACGUGGUUGAGCACUGCUAUAACAAAUCAAGAAACGUGUAUCGAUGCGUUAGAUGAAAUGAGUCCAAAUUCAACUUUUGUUGAUGACACCAAAUCUCAAAUGAAGAAUUCUACUGAGUACGCUAGUAACAGUUUGGCUAUUGUUUCCAAGAUAGCUGGGAUAUUAAGGAAGUUGAAUAUUAAUUUUCACAGGAAGAUGUUAACGGUAACGGUAACGGAACCGGGUUUUCCGGAAUGGGUGUCUCCGGGUGUACGGAGGUUGUUGCAGGAGGUUAGACCGACGCCUAAUGUGACGGUGGCUGCUGACGGAAGUGGUGAUGUUAGAACGAUUAAAGAGGCGAUGGCGAUGGUAACGAAGAAGAGUAAAUCGGUGUUUAUAAUAUAUAUUAAGGAAGGGGUGUAUAAGGAGAAUGUUGUUUUGGAUAAAUCGUUUUGGAAUGUUAUGAUCUACGGUGAUGGGAAGGCUAAGUCGAUUGUUUCCGGUAACCUGAAUUUCAUCGACGGUACACCGACUUUUUCCACAGCCACUUUUGCUGUUGCUGGAAGAGGGUUUGUAGCAAUGGAUAUGGGAUUCAUAAACACAGCCGGUCCAGAAAAACAUCAAGCAGUGGCUUUCCGGUCCGGUUCGGAUUUUUCGGUUUUCUACAGAUGCUCGUUUGACGCGUAUCAAGACACGCUUUAUCCCCAUUCGAACCGUCAAUUCUAUCGCGAGUGUGAUGUCACUGGAACCAUUGAUUUCAUCUUUGGAAACGCGGCUGUGGUGUUCCAAAACUGCAAGAUCAUGCCGCGCCAGCCUAUGGCAAACCAGUUUGUGACCAUCACGGCUCAGGGAAAGAAAGACCCGAAUCAAAACACGGGUAUUUCGAUCCAAAAAUGUGAUAUUUCAGCAUUUGAUCAGCUUACGGCUCCGACGUACCUUGGUAGGCCGUGGAAGGAAUUUUCAACGACGGUAAUCAUGCAGUCCAACAUUGGAGCGUUUUUGAAACCGCAGGGAUGGAUUUCAUGGGUCAGUGGUGUUGACCCACCUGAGUCGAUUUUCUAUGGCGAGUACAUGAACACUGGUGACGGUGCGAUUGUCGGUCAACGGGUAAAAUGGGCUGGCUAUAGGCCCAGCCUAACUAGCAGCGACGCUAACAGGUUCACUGUGGCGAAUUUCAUUGAAGGCGCAAUGUGGUUACCACAAACGGCGGUGAAGUUUGAGUCGACUUUAUGAUCGUGAAAACGGCAUUGUAUACUCGAGUGUUUCAUGGUUGUUUCUCAUUCUUUUUGUUUUCCUACGAUAUGUUGUAAACUUGUAAUACGACUUAUUCUAACACGGUUACCGUAUUGUAAUACUUAUAUGAUCUUUGUAUCCAGAUUAACCAAAAAAUUAUGAUAACAUUUGUAUUUUGUUUUAA
This is a messenger RNA of Helianthus annuus (common sunflower), 2061 nucleotides long. RefSeq names its product pectinesterase 1. Bases 132 to 1877 code for a protein of 581 amino acids. Gene Ontology annotation, biological process: cell wall modification. NCBI's taxonomy places the organism in Eukaryota, Viridiplantae, Streptophyta, Magnoliopsida, Asterales, Asteraceae. The record is from RefSeq and is a predicted model, not a curated record. Gene Ontology annotation, molecular function: pectinesterase activity; pectinesterase inhibitor activity. The transcript is spliced from 2 exons.